GGCUAAUCAGGUGGGAGGAUGCUGCUGUGUGGAGCUGCGCAGUGGUCCCUACAGUUUUACAGGGACCCUGGUAACGCAGACUCGGGCGGCCUGGGGAGUUUUGUGAGCCGCCUCGUCAAUUUCCUCCCCUUUUAUUCUCUCGUCUGCCCGCCGGAGAGCGUCGACAGCGUUCGGGGCCAGCCCACCUGGAGGAAUAAUAAUGCCGGUCCGCACGGAGUCCUGCUGCAACGCCUCCGCGGCCUUGAUCUCCCCGGUUUCUCUUAUCCCUCCUCCCCCGAUCAACACGCAGCAGCCCGGCGUCGCCACCUCACUCCUCUACAGCGGUUCCAAGUUCCGCGGGCACCAGAAGAGCAAAGGCAACUCGUACGAUGUGGAGGUAGUUCUACAGCAUGUUACCAAGGAAGAUUCUUAUUUGUGUGGUUACCUGAAGAUCAAAGGACUUACUGAGGAGUACCCAACACUUACCACGUUUUUUGCAGGGGAAAUAAUCAGUAAAAAACAUCCUUUUUUAACACGCAAAUGGGACGCAGAUGAGGAUGUAGAUCGUAAACACUGGGGGAAGUUUCAGGCUUUUUAUCAAUAUGCAAAAACAUUUAACUCUGAUGAAUUUGACUAUGAAGAACUAAAGAACAGUGACUACGUCUUCAUGAGGUGGAAGGAACAGUUUUUAGUUCCAGAUCACACAAUCAAGGAUAUCAGUGGAGCUUCCUUUGCAGGUUUUUAUUACAUCUGCUUCCAGAAAUCCACAGCUACUGUCGAGGGCUAUUACUACCACAGAAGUUCAGAAUGGUACCAGUCCUUAAACCUCACCCACGUUCCUGAACACAGUGCCCCAAUAUAUGAGUUCCGGUGACAUCGGCAGUGUCGGACCACCAGCAGAGAAUGGAGUGUUCACAUUCUAGGACUGUUCUGAAAGUUAAUGUAAAGAAACUGUUAAUCAUGAUGACAUGUCAGCCUCCUUUGCUGAAGGGCAGAAAGCAUGAUUGCCAAGUAGCGUAUGGGGCGCACGGCUAACUCAGCUGGAAUGUGGAAACCAGGAUUGACUGGGCAGUUUUAUUUUUUUUAUCUGGGUUGUUAAAAGCUAUUUUAAAAUGUUUAUUUGCACUUUUCCACAAUUUCUGGUGUAGAUUUUAGGUCCUUCAGUUUUCUUCCAUAAUCUGUACGUUUUUUUAUUUGUGACUGCGUCGUGAAAUAAUUAAUUUAUGUUGAAAAGCAUGACACCUUUAUAUUAAGAGUGGAGAAAGUAAGGAGGGAGCAAAUGUGUAAAAGCUGCAAAGCAGUCUCUGAUAUUCACCUUAAGGACUUUUUUCAUUACUGCUCGGAAAAUAAAUUGGUAGCGUUUGCUUUUCAAGAAACUGUCUUAACAAUAUUUGGGAAAUUGUUCCCUUAUAUUUUAACAGUGUGGAGGCUUCAGAAGCUUUGUGGCCUUAAAAUGGAUCUCCCACCCCCAUUUGUCAAUUGAGAUCUGUUUUGAGUGACCUGAGAUUACCUAUCCAGGAAGUUGUGGUGGAUAAUGGUGGUUAUGUAUAUUGCAUUUUUUUUUAAACUAAGAUACUGUGGUGUAGUGCUGACAAUAUGAAAAGUAUCACCAGUUAUCAGUCCAUAUAUGCAUUCAGUUUAAGGUUCUCAGACCCCUGCUGAGUAACAUGAUUACAAUAUUUUUUUUUUUUACAGUUUACAGUCUAUGACAAUACUUACAAUCACUGUAGAAAUAUUUAUGUUCUCCUUUAAUUGCUUAGCAUGGUUUUAUUUAUCAUAAACAAGUUCUAGAAACUGCUAUCAAGACAUUAUAGUAUUAAUUUUAAGCUUGAAACACAGGGCAGUGACAAGUGGGGAUGUGCUUUUUAUGAACGUUUAAAUGCUAUUCAGGUGUCUGCGUUUAAACCACAUCUACACACACACACUCACACACUCUUUAUAUUACAUACUGGUUAGUAUUUUCCAAGCAAAGAAACCCAAAAUAAGCAAAUAACGUUUUAACAUCGUAAAGACUUAACUACAAAGUAAAAAAAAAAAAAAAAGUACACACCAGUAUAUAUUGAAAUUAGGGUUGUCACUAAUUUAUGGGCAUUAGUUAAUAAACUGGUAGAUAAAUCUGUAGAAUCACCCGUGCACAUUUUUAAUAAAAGGGAACAGUCGUAUUGUGGCUGUCCUGCAUAGUAAUACUAAAAAAAUCAAUAGA
This is a messenger RNA of Polyodon spathula (Mississippi paddlefish), 2182 nucleotides long. Its product is annotated as glucose-induced degradation protein 4 homolog. NCBI's taxonomy places the organism in Eukaryota, Metazoa, Chordata, Actinopteri, Acipenseriformes, Polyodontidae. Gene Ontology annotation, biological process: negative regulation of gluconeogenesis; proteasome-mediated ubiquitin-dependent protein catabolic process; protein catabolic process in the vacuole. Gene Ontology annotation, cellular component: extrinsic component of membrane; GID complex. Bases 200 to 853 code for a protein of 217 amino acids. The transcript has 6 exons. The record is from RefSeq and is a predicted model, not a curated record.